GGCAUCAUCAAAUUAACAACUCCGACUCAUCAAUGUACAUGGAAUACCAACAUCAUCUUUGCUAUGCGGUGAUCCUGCAUCGUCCGGCCACCAUUACGGGUCCCACAUAUCGUCCCCGCUUUCGACUGAUCUUUUGGAUUGGAAGCUUACCCGCUGUAAUAGGAUUGUACUAAUCUACUGUAUUGCUUUACCUUACCGUCCCACAGUCUGCCACCUUCCUGCCCAACCGACAAGACACGGCGCAAGUCAGUCUGGUCUCCGGUCGCACAUUCGACAGAGGCAAUCAACUGGUGAGACAGGCCCGAGAAAUACCGACCUUCCUCCGUCCGGCAACGCACUGCUAGUGGCACCGUCCCGUCGCCGGGAAAUCACGACGUGCAUCCCGUCCCUCUCCAAGUUCCAUGAGGCUUGCACGUGCACAGUAACGCAGGGGAGUCGAGGCCCUGAAGGGGGAGGACUCCGCAACAGGGGAAAGGAGAAAAUCUGAGAGCCAUGGACGCCGCUAUUCAGCGGGCUCUUAAUGAUAAGCUCUACGAUAAACGAAAGGUUGGCGCAUUAGAACUCGAGCGGGUCAUCCGCGAGCUCGUCGCCGCAAGCGACUACGCCAGAGUUGAGUCCAUCCUCGACCAGCUCUGCAACGAGUUUGCCUAUGCCGUCCACCAGCCCCAUGCACGAAACGGAGGUCUGAUAGGCCUUGCUGCCGCCGCCAUUGCUCUUGGCUCGGAGCUUGCCAGAUAUCUCGAAGUUAUCGUACCACCCGUUCUAGCUUGCUUUACUGAUCAGGAUGCCCGCGUCCGGUACUAUGCGUGCGAGGCUAUGUAUAACAUUGCCAAGGUAGCCAAGGGGGAAAUACUGAUAUACUUUAACCACAUAUUUGAUGCCCUCUGCAAGCUGGGCGCGGACUCAGAACUGUCGGUAAAAAACGGCGCCGAGCUGCUGGAUCGCUUGAUCAAGGAUAUCGUCUCGGAAUCCGCCGCCACAUAUGUUUCUGUCUUGGAGCAGCCACCGCCAUAUAAGGAGGACGAUAAGGGCGCCCCAGACGAGACUGUUGAGCUGCCCACAGCCUUCUCUCUGAAACGCUUCAUACCGCUACUCAGGGACCGGAUAUAUGCGCUUAACCCUUUCACCAGGACCUUCUUAGUUGGCUGGAUCACUCUUCUUGAUUCCAUUCCCGAUCUGGAACUGGUCACUUACUUGCCCGAGUUCCUCGGCGGCCUGUUGCGUUUUCUCAGUGACUCGAACAGGGACGUCCAUACCGCCACUCAGGGCUGCUUGGACAAGUUCCUCAACGAGAUCAAACGCAUUGCCCGCAUCAAGAAGGGCAUUGCCGAGAGCAAAAAAUCCAGGGGCGAUGGCAAGCGCAAGCGGGUCGACUCGGUCGACAGCGGGAGCGCCCAUCCCCAACUGGAGGAAGGGGACGAGAUCGAGUCUGAGACGGCCGACGAUGACGACACGGAGAGCGAGGAUGAUUGGAUCCCCGGUCAAGAUGUCCAAAUCAACUACAAAGCCAUCCUUGAGAUACUGACUGCCACUCUCGACUCGCCGAUGGAAGACGGCCUGCUCGAGUCGCUGCGCUGGGUAGUCGAGUUCCUUGAUAUCUGCCCAGAAGAAGUGCUGCCCUUUACCCCAAAGAUAUUGGCCCAUCUCCUGCCCGCCAUGGCGAGUGGCGUGGAGUCAAUCCGCCAGGCCGCUGCUCGAGUCAACACAUCCUUGAUGGACUACGUCGUCUCCCUCUCUGACGAGGCAGAGCUGGGAACACAGGCCCCGUCACGGACUCCUGGACCCGCCCCACCAGCCGGGGAGAGACCAGACGGCACCACAAGCGCCCGGGCUUCGCUCUCAAGCUCGAGGGAAAUCGAUUUGCGCAGUCCUACGCCGGCGCAGGCAAAGGCCACGGGUCAGACACUGACCCAGGACACCCAGCCUCAGGCAGACCUCGACUACGCUGCUGCCGUGAACUCACUGACACUGCUGUUUCUCAACGACCACGAGGCCACUCGCGUCGCCGCACUCACGUGGCUCAUUAUGCUGCACCGCAAGGCGCCGAGGAAGGUACUAGCAUUCAAUGACGGGACGUUUCCGGCUUUGCUAAAGACGCUGUCGGACCCUGCCGAGGCGGUCGUGACCAAGGACUUGCAACUCCUUUCCCAAAUUUCCAGGAACAGCGAGGAUGACUACUUUACAAACUUCAUGGUCAACCUGCUCCAGCUUUUCUCCACGGACAGGAAAUUGCUCGAGACGCGUGGGAACCUCAUUAUCCGCCAGCUCUGCACCAGCCUCAGCCCUGAGCGCAUCUACCGCACCCUGGCCGACUGCAUCGAGAAGGAGGAGGACGUUGAGUUUGCAAGCAUCAUGGUCCAGAACCUCAACAACAACUUGAUCACGGCGCCAGAGCUCGCCGAGCUAAGGAAACGGCUGCGGAAUCUUGAGACCAAGGACGGGCAAACCUUUUUCGUUGCCUUGUUCCGCUCGUGGUGCUACAACGCCGUCGCCACCUUUUCCCUGUGUCUACUCGCCCAGGCGUACGAGCAAGCGUACAACCUCUUGCAGAUAUUUGCCGAGCUAGAAAUGACGGUUAGCAUGCUCAUCCAGAUAGACAAGCUCGUGCAGCUCCUCGAGUCGCCCGUUUUUACCUACCUCCGCCUGCAGCUCCUCGAACCGGAGCGCUACCCACACCUGUACAAGUGCCUCUACGGGCUGUUGAUGCUGCUCCCGCAGUCGUCGGCCUUUGCCGCCCUCAAGAACCGCCUUAACUCGGUCAGUUCGAUCGGUUACCUGCACAUUGCGCCUAGACCCAACGCCACCACCCCCAGCGUUCCAUCAUUUGACCGCCCCAACCGCCUCAAGGGGAGCAGAGAGGAGGGAAUCAUCCGGUGGAAUGAACUGCUCGAGAAGUUCCGCAGCGUGCAGGAACGUGCAAGGAGAGCCAGACGUGCGGGCGGGCCAGAGGGCGAUGAUGUCGGAAUGGGCAUGGGGAUGGGCGAGUUGAGGAUUGGCGGUGGUGGUCCCGGUGGUGGUCGUCUCGGUGGCGUCGGCGGCGGGGGUGACGACCCCAGGCAACCUCAUCUUCUUCAUGACCCGAUGGGGAAGAUGGGUGCUCCUGCCGGGGGAGCUGGCGGUAUGGGCAGCGCUGCUGGCGGCGCCGGCGGAAGGAGUGGCGCUGCAUACCCCGGCGUUGGAACGCCGGUUGGUGUCAGGGCACCGACGCCUACUUCGGCGGGUGCUGGUGCGAAUAACAAGGCUGAGCCGCCCGCAAAGGUGAGAUCCGGGUUGGGGAGGCAGUUUGGAAGGCUUGGAGGCGCUGUUUCAGGGCGGAGCAAGCGCAGCUAGUUUUACUUUUCUCUCUCCUGUUUCUGUUUGUCCUGUUUUUGUGCUGCGGUCAUGGCAUAGCUUUGGGCUCCGGGGGUGCUGUUUGAUUUGGCUCUGCUUGUUAUCCUCCAAAUCAUAUGGAUACGGCUGGGGUAGGGUUUCGCGUAUUUUCUGACAGCGAAUGUUUCCCCCUAAUUGCAUAGAGGCUUGCUCAUGAUUCUGGUCAACUUAAGGUCAAGGUCAAGCCGGUGAUUUGUGGAUGCCGCCGGCGCAGAGAUGGCGCGCGCUACCCCUAGUCCCCGGGAAGUGAGACUAAACGGCUGGGCAAGUACAUACGGCAAUGGUGCAUAGGAGGGCCAAAAUCCAAACAAAGUGAAGCAAGGAAACGGGACGGUAACGGUGAACAUGUGGAUGCAGUUGUACUCGGUUCACUUACUGAAUUGCCGUCUUGUACAGCAAAUUAUGACUGAUAUCUAUUUCAG
Messenger RNA from Canariomyces notabilis, 3791 nucleotides. Its product is annotated as ARM repeat-containing protein. The coding region runs from base 493 to 3330 and encodes 945 amino acids. NCBI's taxonomy places the organism in Eukaryota, Fungi, Ascomycota, Sordariomycetes, Sordariales, Chaetomiaceae. The transcript is spliced from 9 exons. The record is from RefSeq and is a predicted model, not a curated record. Gene Ontology annotation, biological process: phosphatidylinositol biosynthetic process. Gene Ontology annotation, cellular component: fungal-type vacuole membrane; endosome membrane; PAS complex.